This is a messenger RNA of Salvia hispanica, 1131 nucleotides long. NCBI's taxonomy places the organism in Eukaryota, Viridiplantae, Streptophyta, Magnoliopsida, Lamiales, Lamiaceae. The record is from RefSeq and is a predicted model, not a curated record.
AUGGACUUGUUCGAUUCUACAAAGGCUGUUUAUCAGAAAAUCGAGAAGAUAGAGCCCCAAAACGUCUCAAAAAUCAUCGGCCAUCUCCUACUAAAAGACCAACCCGAGCUUGAAAUGAUACGCCUUGCCUUCUGUCCAGACCAAGCCCUCCAAAUCUUGGUCGAAAAAGUCAAGCUAGAGCUUGAUUUAUCCCCAAAGCCAACCAUCUCAAACCUCCCUACAACAAUGUUCACACUUUUUACACCUCCUUUACCUCAAAAUGGCCUUGGGAUUCCUCAGUUUGGGCCGUCUAACUUUGACACCCCAUAUUAUUAUCAAAUGCUCGAUUUUAGGCCUCUAGACGUGCCUGAUAUGCAGGUCUGCAAUAGCUUUAGGCAGGGUUAUUGUAAGUAUGGUGGUAGCUGCAGAUUCUUGCAUGUUUUUCAAAUGCAAAAUGGUGAUUGUAUGGUGCUUAACCCUCCACCAUCGGAUGAGGUGAUGUCGAGUGCUUCCCUUAAGCAGCUCGAGAUUGAACUGGUCGAGCUUUUGAGAUGCACACGGGGCAUCCCCGUCUCAGUCUCUUCCUUGCCUAUCCUAUACUUUGACAGGUACAGGAAGGUGCUUCGGGUUGAGGGCUAUCAAAUGGAGAUUCACAGACUUCUUGCUCGAAUGACUACAACCUCCAUUCGUUUAACUAACAAGCCACACAGGAGGCAGUCGAUAAUCUUAGAAGAAGACAUGCACAGAUACGUGAGAUUUAGAGCUGAAAACGGGCACCAACUGCAAGUUUACCUAACUUUCCCACCAGAGAGCACUUUUAGUGAGCAAGAUGUGCUUAACUAUUUCAACAAUUUUGGACCUGUUCAAAAAGUUAGGAUUCCUAGUCAAGUGCAGAGGAUGUUCGGAUUUGUGGCCUUCGUUUAUCCUGAAACGGCCGCUCUAGUUCUCACGAAAACCAACCCUCACUACAUCUGUGGAUCACAAGUGCUGGUGAAGCCUUUUAGAGAAAAUGAGGAUAAAGUCCAUGAUAUCAAGACUUUCUUGACGCAGAAUAAUCCAAGCAAGAUUUUGCAACUUGACUCGGAGAUCUAUUGGGAAAACGUCAGACUGAAGAUCACGGUCGAGCUUGAUGCUAGGAGUGAUAUUUUAUAA